Molecule: messenger RNA, 2993 nt
Organism: Telopea speciosissima
Lineage: Eukaryota; Viridiplantae; Streptophyta; Magnoliopsida; Proteales; Proteaceae
Exons: 7
Coding region: 223-2406 (727 amino acids)
Source: RefSeq, a predicted model, not a curated record
CUUUCUCUGUUUUACCAUUCUUCGCUCCUCUCGUCUCUACUAUCUUACUAUCACUGCUAAUCGACGAACCGGAGCAUAUGAUCUUCUUUAAUGGCAAAGCGAAAACCCUAGAAAUCUGUUACCAAAGAGAUAUCACCGAGACUAGAGACUCUUUGUAAGGGUUGAAAAACUAUUAACGACGGUUCAAUAUCGAAGCUUGCGAUUUGUUAGAACAAUGUUGGAAUGGCUCAGUACAGGCAAGCAGGCACGGAGAGAUUCGGUGUUCGAAACCAUGAUGUCCACCAUGGAAGCGGAAGCUCAAAUUCGGAUCACUUCUCUAUUGGCAUUCGAGGAACGAGUAAGCAGGGACGGGCAAGGAGAUCUGGUCGGUCUGAUAAGGGGCGGAGGAUCUCGGUUCGUACGGUGGUUGUGAUUCUCUGUUUCGUCCUCAUUGUCACUGGUUUCGCUUACUAUUACCUGUCCAGAGAUAAAGAAAUAAACAGGUUUCAUGGUCAGGACAAUGACAUGAAAAAUGACUUGGAUUUUCUUGCUAAUGUAACUAGCACGAGGAGGUCUAAAGUGCUCGAUUUUGGUCAGGGCUCUGUGUCACAUGGCAAGGAUUCCCGGUAUUGGGACCGGGAUGACCGGAGAAGGGACGAUGAAUAUAAUGAGGAUGAUUUAGAGCUUAAUAAUGCUGGUGUUGGUGAUAACAAUAGGUCUAUGGAUAAGGGCCAUUUUGGGGUGGAAGAGAGGAGUGGAGAAAAACAAUUGUCUCGUGAAGCUGGGAAAAAGUUGAACGAAAAGCAAAGACUGGAUCAUGGAAGCGGAGGAUUGUAUAAUGAAGCAGGGCGCGAUGAGCUGAAACAAUAUGAAGCAGAGUUUGAAGCCUCUUUGAAGAACAUUGGGCAAUCAAGGCGGGAGACUGGCAAUAAACGUGAGCUAUCUGAUGGUGAGGAUACAGGGCUACAGAUUGAGGAUUUUGACACUGAUGAUGAAUAUGAUGAUGGCAUUGAUUCUCAUGAUGCUCAUUAUAGUGAUGCAAGACAUGACGAUGAAGAUCAGUCUGAUAUAGCAAGAGACUGGGAUGAUGAUGAUCCUGGAGAGUCUUCUGAUACCCUUGAUGCUGGAGCUGAGCACCAACGUUCUGCCAGGGAGGCCGAUGACACUGAAGAAUCUUUCAAUAAUUCAACUGAGGAAGACUCUCCCUUGAUUAGUGCUAAUAAUGGUAAAAUAAGUUCCAGACACAUGAGGGUCACCAGUGCCCAAUCUACUACUAGAAGGUCAAGAUCUGGGAAAAAGUCUGUUUCAAGGAGAAAAGCAAAGCACCACAAAUUUUCAGGUUCUUCGUGUGGGAUGAAGUUCUCAAACUCUACUGCACAGCUAGUCGAGCCUUUAGAAAGUCGCAAAUUUUCAAGAUUUUCCUUGCAAUAUACAGAAGUAGAAGAGAGGCGUAGUGGACAAGAGCAAUGGGAGCCCAGAUUUGCUGGGCAUCAGAGUCUCGAAGAAAGGGAAAAAUCAUUUAUUGCACGUGACCAAAAUAUAAAUUGUGGCUUUAUUAAAGGUCCUAAAGGAUAUCCAAGUACAGGAUUUGAUAUUUCAGAAGAUGAUGCAAGAUUUAUGAGUAGUUGCCACAUUGCUGUAUCCUCUUGCAUCUUUGGAAACUCAGAUAAGUUGAGAACACCUAAUGAUAAAACGGUCACACGUUUAUCAAGAAAAAAUGUUUGCUUUGUUAUGUUUAUGGAUGAAAAUACUUUGCAAACACUUUCCUCAGAGGGGCAAAAGCCAGACAGAAUGGGUUUUAUUGGCUUAUGGAAGGUUGUAGUGGUAAAGAAUUUACCUUUUACUGACAUGCGGAGAGUGGGAAAAAUACCAAAAUUUCUAACUCACAGACUCUUUCCUUCUGCAAGGUAUUCAAUCUGGCUUGAUAGCAAAUUACGUCUCCAAAGUGAUCCUCUCCUUAUUUUGGAGUACUUUCUGUGGCGGAAAGGUUAUGAGUAUGCAAUUUCCAAUCAUUAUGAUCGGCAUUGCGUGUGGGAAGAGGUGGCACAAAAUAAGAAGCUGAACAAAUUUAACCAUACCGUCAUUGAUCAACAAUUUGCUUUCUACCAGGCUGAUGGCCUGAGAAGAUUCAAUGCCUCAGAUCCCAACAGACUUCUACCAAGCUAUGUCCCUGAAGGGUCCUUUAUUGUGAGAGCACACACGCCAAUGUCAAACUUGUUCUCUUGUCUUUGGUUCAAUGAAGUUGACCGUUUUACACCGCGUGAUCAGCUGAGUUUUGCUUAUUCGUACCUGAAGCUGAGAAGAACAAAUCCUGGAAAACCAUUCCAUCUCAAUAUGUUCAAGGAUUGUGAGAGACGAGCUAUAGCGAAGCUAUACCGUCACAGAUCAUCAGAGAAACGCAACUUACCUUUGGUAGUAAUGGGGUGAAAAGUGGGUUUCAUGGAGCUUCUGCACAGGAAAAUUGUUCUCUGAAGUAUGUAUUUUAUGCUUGGCAACACUUGCAUGCUGUGCUACAGGUUAAACCCGAGUACGGGAAUGGCAUAGCUUUAACAGCCCUGCAGGCCUGUCAUCAUGGUCAUUUUGUUUGUGCAGCUUUAGGAAAGUUUAUAGCAAAUGCACACAUUUAAUGUUCCAGGUCAGGCUCAAAAUGCUGCAUUCUUUUCUUCAUUUUGGUCUAUUAUUUCUGUAUAUGAAAAGAAAUCUACAAUGACCAUCGGUUCUCAAGGGCAUCUGUUUCCAUUCAUUUGUUGCUUCUCUGGAGGCACAGAAACUUCAGAUUAGCCCUGUACUAGUAUUUCAACAGUUUCCACAGUCAGUGCUAUUUACUUUAUUGGCCCAUGAUUUCUCUCAUUGGGUUUUGUCCACCAUCCUAUAUGUACUGUAGGCUAUGAAAUUUUGAUGGGUCAUUUGCACUUGUAUGAUAUUUUGGCAAAUUGAUCCUUGAUGCACGAUUGUGUUCUUGUAUGAGCAAAUAUGAAUUUAUCCAAGUGAAUGAUGUUUAUGUUACAGCAAAA